Messenger RNA from Ambispora gerdemannii, 566 nucleotides. Lineage: Eukaryota; Fungi; Glomeromycota; Glomeromycetes; Archaeosporales; Ambisporaceae. The record is from the annotation of a GenBank genome assembly.
AGGGUUCCCUAUCAUCGGAAAAUGCAUCAGCAUUUCGUUCUUCUCUGGAAAUUCUUUUAUACUUUGUGAAGCGAAUUGCAAUUGAUAAUGACGACAUGCUUAUGACCGGUUAUAUAAACAACUCGUCAAUCUCCAAGGAUAAAUUUUCCAAGCGAGAGCUAAUCGAAGAUAAAGUUUGGUCGAGUCAAAAAGCAAUGACCUCACCACUAGUUUCUUAUGUCUACAAAAUACUUGUUUCCACCGCCUUGGCUUCUUCAACCGAAAAAUUACCAUUACCAGCCUUAGAUCACCAAGACGGCUUUAUUCACCUCUCAACAGCACAUCAAGUUCCUGCAACAGCUGCUCGUUUUUUCUCUAAUGAUAAUUUGAUAAAAGUGUUACGUGUACCAUACGUUGGUAGAAUUAAAGAGGGUGUAAAAUGGGAAAAAGGUAUUCCUUCAAGUACAGAGCUGUUCCCGCACUUGUAUGGUGUUGAAUUGACGUGGGAUGAUGUUGAGGAGGUUGUUGAAGUUGUGAAUAGUCGGAGUGAAGGGUAUGUUUUUCCGGAAGGGUGGCUGAAAUUUUGA